Psylliodes chrysocephalus is the source of this 2166-nucleotide messenger RNA. NCBI's taxonomy places the organism in Eukaryota, Metazoa, Arthropoda, Insecta, Coleoptera, Chrysomelidae. The record is from the annotation of a GenBank genome assembly.
GUUGAGCACCAACUGGGCGCGUCUCCAGGUGGCGGAUAGGAGAUCGGUCAGGAUAUCCUGGCUAGCGGUAGAAAUAAGUAGAGUGAGAGAGCCUGAAAACUCUUAAAAUCUUUUGCGAAGGCUACCGCCGCGGACCAACUCCUCCAAUCUAAGGUGUAAGGUAACGUGCCGAUGGAUGAAUUGUCGCAGGGGUAGAUGCGGCAGCAAACGCUUCUCUGAGGGCACCAGGCGACCCCCUCUUGUAUCUAGCCUUGCCGGCGCACGCGGGGCUCUGCGUCGGUCGACUUUUUUUUCCCUAGCUACUCGUGGGAACACAAUGGAUUCAAACACUAAUAUUAAACCCGAGGAGGCUGGACGGCAACGUUCACCUCCAGCAAAUGAGACUGGACAGCUACGUCCACCUCCUACUAACGAGGCGGAACAACAAACUUCACCUCAUAUAAAGAAGCAUCGCAGAAAGAGGAUCUCCGGUGCUGAAGCCAAACGGAGAAAGAAGGCAAAACUGCAGGCAAGCAACGAUUCAGCAACUGCCGCCAGAUCAAAAUUCCCUCCCUUCAAAUCCAGCCCAAGCGGCCCGAUCAAGUUCUUGGGUAGCGAUGUUAGUUCUGCCUCCGCAAGAGGCCAGGAACACGUUGCAACCAACACAGAACUCCCUCCCUCCAAACCCAGCACAAGCGGGCCAAUCAAGUUCUUGGCUAGCGACGUUAGUUCUGCCUCCGCAAGAGGCCAGGAACACGAUGCAACCAAUACAGAACUCUCACCCUCCAAACCCAGCUCAAGCGGCCCAAUCAAGUUCUUGGACAGCAACGCUAGUUCUGCCUCCAAAAGAGGCCAGGAACGCGAUGCAACUAUGACCAAGAAAACGCGAUUUGACACCUCAUCCGAAAACACCCACCGAGAAGGGAAAAAGCCUAGAUGGAAACACAAAGUUAUGCCUCGAAUGAGCUACAAGGAUGCAGCCACGAGCCAUCUAAAUGUAUCUAUUAUAGACAGGGAAAACCCUUACGGUAAGAUAACUGCCGAAAGAGUGAUCCUUGUCAAAAAGGCGUUGAUGGGAGAGCUGGACAAAACAAUUUUGUCCGCCUCCGGCAGCAAAAAUAAGCCACCAACAUUCAGGUCUUGGACACACUUUGGUGAAAUUAUCAGAGUGACGUGCGACGAUGAUCUGUCGUUGGAAUGGUUAAAAAGCACGGUACCAUCCUUAAAUACAUGGGAAGGAGCAUCACUCGUUGUUGGAAGGGUGGAUGGGCUUCCCAAGCUGACCAAAUCGUCUCUCUGGGUCCCAGGGGAAGCGCAAGAGGACCUCGAAAAGAAGGAGAUUGUGCUGAGGCGUCUUGAGGCCCAGAACCCCAACUUAAAUGUAGCGAAAUGGUGCAUCUUCCACCAUGAAGCCAAAGUAUAUCCUGAGGGCCAUCUCUUCGUCUUCGGCAUCGGAGACGAAGACAUGGAAACCCUAAAGGCUAAAUCGAUGAGGAUGAGCUAUGGAUUUACCUCAUUGAACGUAAGAUCAAAGUUAGAAAAAGAGACUGUAGCGAGGACCAGAGAAGAAUCCUCUGUAGGGGAUCCUCCUCCACCAUAAGAAGGGGCAAUGGCGGAGGCCGUCUAGCCAGACCGAUGACCUCCAGGAAAACCACUUCCAGAAAACUAACGAGACCUAUUUGAUGUACAGGGUGGGCCACCGGUAACGCUUCGGUUUGUCAAAACAAUUUGUUUUUGAACCUGUUUUCACAGCGAGGGUUUAUAAGAAAAAGGAACAAUUUAAAAAUAAUUUUAAUUAUACAGGGUUCUUCAGGAAAGUGAUACAUAUCAAAGUUAGUUUUUUUUUUUUAAAUGAAACACCAUUUUAUUUCAUAUUUGAAUUGACCUCCCUUUUUCAUUAUAAUAAUACCAAAUAAUUGGUAUUAUACAAGGUAAUUCACACGCUAUAACCAGUUUUAUAUGAAAAUCAUAUUGAUUUCAACGACCUGUAUAAUAUUGCGAAAGGAACAAUUGAAAAACCAUUUUUUCACAGUAAAAUUUUUUAGAUAUGCCGAUGCAAUUAAAAACAAAUCUGUACAGAGUGAAUCAAAAUUCAAAUACAUAAUUUUCCCAUUUUUUAAAUUGGCCACUGUAUUUUUAUCACUAUUUAAAAGUACCCGAAUUAUACAUUCCCUAUACCUAAAGUUA